AUUAUGGUUUUUUUAAAGCUUAUGUGUUUGUUUGUUGUAUCAUGUGGUUUGAAUUCAUGUCAGCUUUGUUAAUAAUUUGAAUUCAUCUUAUUGUUGUGGAAAAUGAUACAUAGAUAAGAAGCCCCUUCCCUUGAUACCACACACACAAUAGAAACAAUGAGUAAAUGAAUAUUGGCGUGAAUUGUAUAUUUGUCUUGUUUUUUUACUUCAUUCCUCUCAAUUUAAUGGUUCAAAUUUACAUCAAGUUUGUAAUUCAUAAUAGAAACGGAGGAAGAAGUCAAAUUUUAUCUGUGAUCCAUGAUUAGAGAUUGGUUGACUCCAAACUAAAUAGGAUUUAAUAGCUUGACAAUGUGCGGAAAUUUUAUAAAAUACAUUUUCUCAACCCGGAAUUCUGAUUCUCUAUGGCUGUUGUAUGAUAUUGUAGCUCUAGAGAGCGUUAGAUUUUGAGAGAAUAUAAUUUAACGGUCUCGACAACUACUGCAUCAUACAACAAUAGUUGUAGAGGAUCCAAUUUCCUCUAGUUGGGACUACAUAUAAAAUUAUUACACGUGUAAAACAUUUUUUUAAAACAGAAAAAUAACAUUAUUGGAGGUGCCAAAGUUAACCGUUUGUCUGUUAUUCCUUGCUAAAUUUGUGAGUUAUCAAUUUCUGUUAAUUAAAUGAGAGAGAAAUAGAAAAGAACAGACAGGCAAGUCCAAUUCUAAGACCUCAAGAGUCAAAGAUAAACAGGUAAUAAACAGUUGGGCAUAAAGUGUUAUGAGUUGCAAAAUCUAAUCUAAGGUACAUUCUAUUAUAAGAUAAACAUAAUUUACCAGUCAACAAAUGCCUACCCUUUUCUAGAACAUGAUUAUUAAGGGACACAUAGUAUAGUUUCAAGAACAUGUCCCGUGAUUAUAUACGCAACUCCAAAAAACUCUUCCCGGAUCUAAGUUGAUAAGACAUACCCUGAAUUAUUUGAUAUGACAUGCUUUCAAUAGGGCACAAAGCAUUUUGCUUUCACAUUCUAAAGAACAUGUGGGGUCAUUAUGAUCUGGUCAUGAAAUUAUUUUUGAUUUAAUCCUGCAUUAAUCUUUAGAGUCUUCUGCUACUAUAAAUCUAUCUUUGGAUCUAUAGUCAUCAUAUACACAAUACCUUCUUUUUGUUUCUCUUCAUAAAAGUGUAGUGAUUUUUCUCCUCUUCUUAUGUUGAUUGCAAUUAUUUUAAUUGAAAAUUUUUAAUUUUUGCUUGGUUCGUUGAAAAUAUGGUGUCCUAUUAACAGAUCUUAGAUAAACUCUAAUAUUAUCUUAUGUUUUGAGUCUGAUUUAUCUUCACAAAAUCAGCUUGUAAGGUGAGGUUCUGAUAGUGAUGGGAAUGGAGAAGCCACCAGUACAUGGUUCAACAACAGGUGAUUGUAAACCACUAACAACGUUUGUUCACACAAACACAGGUGCAUUUAGGGAAGUAGUGCAAAGAUUAACAGGUCCCUCAGAAGGCAAUGCAACAAAGGAAGAGCAAACUGCAAAGGUUGCACCGAUUACAAAGAGAACACCACCAAAACUCCAUGAAAGAAGGAAAUGCAUGAAGCCAAAACUUGAGAUUGUUAAACCAAAUUUACAAUAUCACAAACAACCAGGUGCAUCACCUUCCUCUAAGUCAAGAAAUUCUAGCUUUCCUUCAAGUCCUGUAUCAGGUAGUGGAAGUUCUAGUCUUCUUCCAAGCCCUACCACACCUUCAACAUUGUUCUCUCGGUUAACUAUUAUGGAAGAUGAAAAGAAACAAGGAUCUGUGAUAAAUGAAAUAAACAUAGAAGAAGAAGAGAAAGCUAUCAAAGAGAGACGAUUUUAUUUGCAUCCAUCACCGAGGUCUAAAGCAAGUGGCUUCAAUGAACCAGAAUUGCUUAACUUGUUUCCCCUGGCAUCUCCUAAGGCAUGUGAGAAAGUAUGAAUAUGAUCUUGAGGAUGCAACUAUUUUACCUUAUAUUUAUCAAGUAUGUAAUGACAAAUCGCUCUCAAGAAUACAAGUUCAAAUUUCAUUGGAAUAAUCAUUUAUCAAAGUUUUAUUUAUGUCCA
Messenger RNA from Medicago truncatula (barrel medic), 2048 nucleotides. Its product is annotated as VQ motif-containing protein 31. The transcript is spliced from 2 exons. Lineage: Eukaryota; Viridiplantae; Streptophyta; Magnoliopsida; Fabales; Fabaceae. Bases 1345 to 1923 code for a protein of 192 amino acids. The record is from RefSeq and is a predicted model, not a curated record.